AUGUGUCGUGUACCAUCACUAUGUGCAAGUCUGGUUGAUAUUCGUCCGAAUACAACAUGGUUAAAGAAUGGUAUCACUGUUGCUGGUGGAAAUGAAAAAGGCAGUGAAACCAAUCAUCUGUUAUACCCAUUGGGUUUGUACGUCGACGAUGAUCAAAUGAUUUAUGUCGCUGAUCAAGAUAAUCACCGUAUUGUUGAAUGGAAAUCUGGUGCAACAAAUGGUGCAGUAGUUGCUGGUGGAAAUGGACAAGGAACUGGAGCUCAUCAAUUAUAUAAUCCAUUUGAUGUGAUUAUCGACAAAGAGACCGAUAGUCUCAUUAUCUCCGAUUACGGGAAUAAAAGAGUAGUUCGAUGGCCUCGUCGAAAUAGUACUCAUGGAGAAACAAUUAUUUCGAAUAUCGCUUGCAUCGGUUUGACAAUGGAUGAUAAUGGUUAUCUCUAUGUUGCUAACAAUGGGAAACAUGAAGUGAGACGAUAUAAAAUUGGUGACACUCAAGGAACAAUAGUUGCGGGUGGUAAUGGACAAGGAAAUCGUCUUGAUCAACUCUCUGAUCCCCGCUUCGUAUUUGUCGAUCGAGACCAUUCAGUUUAUGUGUCUGAUCAUGGAAAUCAUCGUGUAAUGAAAUGGGAAGAAGAUGCAAAACAAGGCAUUGUUGUAGUCGGUGGUCAAGGACAAGGAAAUAGUCUUGUACAAUUGAAUUAUCCUUAUGGAAUUGUUGUCGACCAAUUGGGUACUGUCUAUGUGGCUGAUUGUCACAAUCAUCGAAUCAUGCGUUGGCCAAAAGUAGCCAUCCAAGGAACUGUCAAUAUUGGUGGAAACGGUCAAGGAGCACAGUCGAAUCAACUCAAUGUUCCCGUAGGUUUAUCAUUCGAUCGACAUGGCAAUCUCUAUAUCGUCGAAUGGGGAAAUCAUCGAGUUCAAAAAUUUAACAUUGAAUAA
Messenger RNA from Rotaria sp. Silwood1, 939 nucleotides. Lineage: Eukaryota; Metazoa; Rotifera; Eurotatoria; Philodinida; Philodinidae. The record is from the annotation of a GenBank genome assembly.